CAUUCCUCUACAAAUACCCCUUCUGAUCUCUGCACAACACUUGUACAUCAGAAAACAGCAUCUUCAAAGCAACUUACACAGGAAGAAAGGAAGAAUCUCAACAAACACUUCAUCACUUUUACGUUUUUUUCCCAUCAAGUCUACGGGACAACGAAUAAAAGAAUGGGAUCUGCUGCAGUUCAGAUUUUGUGCGUGACCCUCGGGGUCUUGGGCUUGAUUGGGACCAUAGUAUGCUGUGCCAUCCCAGGCUGGAAAGUGUCCUCCUUUACGGGAUCUACCAUUGUGACUGCACAGAGCACUCAGGAGGGCCUGUGGACAAGCUGUGUGGUGCAGAGUACCGGCCAGCAGCAGUGCAAGAACUUCGAUUCCUUGCUUGUUUUGUCCUCGUUCCUGCAGGCCGCCCGUGCCAUGACAAUCAUCUCUUGCAUGUUGACCGGCCUCAGCCUCUUGAUCCUCUUCUGUGGGGCCGACUUCACUACCUGCAUAGAGAACAAAGAUGUCAAGCCCAAGAUCAGCCUGGUGUCUGGGAUUGGCAUGAUUCUGGCCGGACUUCUGCUGAUCAUCGCUGUCAGCUGGUUCGCCCACAAUGUUGUGCGAGACUUCAACAACCCCUUGGUGGCUUCUUCCCAGAAGAAGGAGCUGGGGCCAUGUAUCUUUGUUGGUUGGGUGGCUGGCAUUCUGCUCCUUCUGGCCGGGGGUCUGACCUGCUGCUUCAGCAGGCGCAGUUCUAGCUCCGGUGGAACCGCCAAGUACUACAGCAAUGGCGCCUCUGCCCCCAAUAAAAACUAUGUGUAGAUCUUUUUUAAAGGGGACUGGUGUUACACAUAAAUUAGCGGGGGUUGAUAUAGUUGGUGAAAGACUGGCAAACAGCCAAAUGGAUUACAUCAGGGGAUGUUUUGGGGAAAAACUGAAAUGUAAAUAUUGAAAUUGUCAAUCAUUGGUUUCUUCUAUAGUUAUGCUGGUGAUGUUUAGGUGCUGGGAUGGUCAUUAGGUAGUUGGAUGUAACGGAAAAGGAAAACAAAUGUUAUACAUUCUGUAAAUUACACAGGUUUUGUGAUCUUAGAAUAAGCUGUUUUAUUUGUUUGCUGUACAAUAUAAAUGAUAUUGACUAUGAUGUUGUAGCUGAAAGAUUUAUAUAUUUUCUGUAUUUUUCUUGAAAUAUUUGACUUUCAAAGUUUCUUUAAAAAGAACCACCAAUGUGCAAAUUUAAAGGUAAGAUUCAGAAAAUGUAAAAAGAAUAUUUGUUAGAGGAACAAUCAUCUGAUAAACUAAGCAAAGCAUCUAAAGAAUCGCCCAGACUCUUAAGAUCAACCCUUUUGAUUAUUACAUGUGUUAUCAUUUCUAUUAGGUCUACUUCUUUCCAAUCUUGUUUUUAUUUUUCAUCUGAGUGCACGUGUUUCUCUGAUGAUAUGUUCUCAAAGGUCUACAAGACAUUUCAAACUUGCUAUAUACCAUUUGUUAUUGCUCAUUUUGUAUUUUUAUCAUUUUAUAUGACGAUGAAUCAAAAUAACUAAAAGUUGGCAUAAUUCAAA
Eleginops maclovinus (Patagonian blennie) is the source of this 1532-nucleotide messenger RNA. RefSeq names its product claudin i (gene cldni). Gene Ontology annotation, biological process: cell adhesion; bicellular tight junction assembly. Gene Ontology annotation, molecular function: structural molecule activity. The record is from RefSeq and is a predicted model, not a curated record. Gene Ontology annotation, cellular component: plasma membrane; bicellular tight junction. The transcript is spliced from 3 exons. The coding region runs from base 163 to 795 and encodes 210 amino acids. NCBI's taxonomy places the organism in Eukaryota, Metazoa, Chordata, Actinopteri, Perciformes, Eleginopidae.